This is a messenger RNA of Nelumbo nucifera (sacred lotus), 2946 nucleotides long. Its product is annotated as serine/threonine-protein kinase BLUS1. Gene Ontology annotation, molecular function: ATP binding; protein serine/threonine kinase activator activity; protein kinase activity. The record is from RefSeq and is a predicted model, not a curated record. Gene Ontology annotation, biological process: protein phosphorylation. Lineage: Eukaryota; Viridiplantae; Streptophyta; Magnoliopsida; Proteales; Nelumbonaceae.
UCAAUCGGCGCCGGCGGGGCCCACUACCGUCUUCUCUCUGCAUCUCUACGCUCUUUACAUAUCUCUCCCUAUAUUUUUGCGAUUCCUGUUUUCUCUCUUCUUUCCUUUUCUUUCUGAAUAUUUUCCUCUGCAACUGAAACAGAGAGAUUGAAAGUCGAAGAGGUUUCGGUUCCUUUUAGUGUUGAAAAUUGAAAUAGUCGAUCCUACAGGACACUGUUAAAGCCUGCUCGUGAGGUGAGAUUCUUGUGUCGUCGUCGCCCGUGACGGACUGGUCGAAGAAGAUCAGAAGCACCGAAGGCAUUCUUUUUCAAGAGUAAUUUAGCUCUCUCGUCGCCAAACGUGCUGAAUAAGGAAUUAACUUCCCUCUGGUUGACAAACCCUAGAUGACACUGGAGAAGGCUAUAUUUCUCCCCUUACACACAUAUCCUCACUAUCUAUACAGAACUCUAUUUUGACAUUACUUAGGAGGGAUUAUGUUUCUUCUGGCGCUUGCCUGGGAUCUUGGAGUACAAAGGGUUUAAAUGAUGUGCUAUGAGAAAGAACCAUGGAACAUAUACCGGAGAAGAGAUUUCCAGUCAAUUCAAAUGAUUACAAGUUGUAUGAGGAAGUUGGUGAAGGAGUCAGUGCCACAGUUUACCGUGCUUUAUGCAUUCCCUUUAAUGAGAUAGUUGCUAUCAAGGUUCUUGACCUUGAAAAGUGCAAUAGUGAUUUGGACAGUAUUCGCCGGGAGGUGCAGACAAUGAGCUUGAUUGACCACCCUAAUGUAUUAAGGGCAUAUUGCUCUUUCACAGCUGACCGCAGUCUCUGGGUUGUAAUGCCUUACAUGUCUGGGGGAUCUUGCCUUCACAUCAUGAAGUCUGCUUUUCCAGAGGGUUUUGAAGAGCCAGUUAUUGCUACGUUAUUGCGUGAGGUUCUAAAAGCUCUUGUUUAUCUCCAUGCCCAUGGGCUCAUCCAUAGAGAUGUUAAGGCUGGCAAUAUCUUAAUUGAUUCCAAUGGAGCAGUCAAGCUAGGAGAUUUUGGAGUAUCAGCAUGCAUGUUUGACACUGGUGAUAGACAGCGUUCAAGAAAUACUUUUGUUGGAACCCCAUGCUGGAUGGCUCCUGAAGUUAUGCAACAAUUGCAUGGAUAUGAUUUUAAAGCAGAUAUUUGGUCAUUUGGGAUAACUGCACUUGAGCUUGCUCAUGGUCAUGCCCCAUUUUCCAAGUAUCCACCAAUGAAGGUUUUGUUGAUGACCUUACAAAAUGCGCCACCAGGUCUUGACUAUGAAAGAGACAAGAAAUUUUCAAAGUCUUUUAAGGAGAUGGUAGCAACAUGCCUGGUGAAAGAUCCUAAGAAGCGUCCUACACCAGAAAAGCUUUUGAAGCACAGUUUCUUCAAACAUGCACGUUCAAAUGAUUAUCUAUCUCGGACCAUUCUUGAUGGACUUUCUCCUCUUGGUGAUCGUUUUAGGAUGCUGAAGGCAAAAGAGGCUGAUUUCCUAGCUCAGAACAAGGUUAUGUAUGGAGAUAAAGAACAGUUGUCACAGCGAGAGUAUAUACGGGGAAUCAGUGCAUGGAACUUCAAUCUAGAGGAUUUAAAAGCUCAGGCUGCUCUUAUUCAGGAUGAUGGAGUUCCAAGUGAAGAAGAUCAAGACAUGAAUAGCAAAUUAAAUGGAUGUAAUGUUGAUUUAGUACCAGAGCAGUCCCCUGAAAGGGUUAACAAUUCUAAUGUAGCACCUGCAAAGGAUGCAGUCAAUGAUUUUAAGGACAUGGAGGAUUCCCUUGCUUCAUUUCCUAUUCGUCCUCUUCAGGCAUUAAAAGGUUAUUUUGAUGUUUGUGAGGAUGAUAUCAAUACAAGCAGCCCAAACUCAAAAGAUGCUGUUCAGUUGGAUUCUGAUCAACAGUGGCAACUACAGUCAGCAGCAAGGCCAGAAGACCCUGAAACUCGACAGGAUGAUGGUGAGAAUUUGGAAAGAAGUAGCUCUAUAUCCAGAUAUGUCAUACUUGGACAAAAAUUCUUGAGUGGUUCACUUCUACCAGAGAAUGGUUUUUCCCCGUCUAGAAAAGUUAAUGGUGAUGGGGACAGGGAAUUUACACAACAAAAAUAUCAACCUGAGCGGAACUACAGUGGUCCAUUGUCAUAUUGUCACAAGAAGGAUAUGAAUAAUAUUACAUCUGUGGAAGAUGCAUCAGAAGGAACAGUUGUCCAGCGGAAGGGGCGCUUCAAAGUCACACAAGCAGAUCUCAGCCCCAAGGCUACUCCUGCAAAAUGCUUGGCCAACCAAGUUUCUGGAGGUUCAACUAUUCCUACUUCUACCAUUCCAGCUGCAUUAGUUCUUCCAUCAUUGCAAUAUAUAUUGCAACAAAAUUCAAUGCAAAGGGAACAAAUAAUUAAAUUGAUUAAAUGUGUGGAGCAAACCUCUGGACAUCACACUGAAUUUGCUGAUUCAGGUACAAGUGACCUGUCACAGGUAUCUCCAACUUCUGCCCGGGAAAGAGAAUUGCUAUCUGAAGUCAUUACUCUCCAGCAAAGCAUUGGCAACCUUGUUGAAGAGCUGCAGAAACAAAAAGCGGCAAAUUCUCAGCUAGAGAAGCAAUUAAAUGAUUUACAUGUCAAGCAAGAAGUGGAGAGGACACGGAAAGAAUGAAGAGCGGGUAUGAAGUUGCCUAAGUUCUGCAACAAUCUCUCCCCCUCCACCAAGAGCUCUUUGGGAUCUCCAUCAAGCUGCCUUUUUAACCCAAGAAUAACGAAAGCAUCAUCAGUAAACCCGGGCUCUUGUUUGUAUUUUUUGUGUACAUUAUAUUGGGGAAUUGGGUGCUGCACGCACACCCAGAUUUUGAAAUGGUGUUCAGAGAUCGUUAUAUAUAGUGUCUUGUAAUUUAAUGAUCCAAUAUUGUAUAUUAUGUUAUGGAAACAAGAUUCAAAAUAUCAAUAUUGCAAAGCAUAUGAAAGGCAGUUUUAGCAUAA